Closterium sp. Naga37s-1 is the source of this 3278-nucleotide messenger RNA. The record is from the annotation of a GenBank genome assembly. NCBI's taxonomy places the organism in Eukaryota, Viridiplantae, Streptophyta, Zygnematophyceae, Desmidiales, Closteriaceae.
UGCAGUACGCCGCGCAUCAGCUCAACCUCUGGCCCCGUGUCUCUGCUCCAGAGACCUCUCCCACACUGCUGUGGACGGGGCAGGUUGGCGAUGCGUCGCGUUUCCGGGUCUGGGGUGCUCGUGCCUUUGUCCGCGAUACCACUGCGGACAAGCUCUCCACCCGCGCUGACGUCACCUUUGACGAGUCGGUACCCUUUUAUCGUCUGUUCCCCUACCGCACUGCUCCGCUCCCCCCCCCGCCUCUCUUCCUCACCCCAGGUGCCCCUUCGGUAGACCCCCUCCCUCCCCAGGGUCCUGCUCCCUCAGGUGUUUCCCAGGUAGACGCAGUCGAGCCUGUCGAGGUAGCUGUUGACUCUUGUCCUGAGAGGGGUACUGAGCCUGGGGGUGCUGGGGCUGGCGGUACUGAGCCUCGGGGUGCUGAGAUUGGGGGUGCUGUGCCUGGGGGUGCUGAGCCUGGGGGUGCUGAGCCUGGGGGUGCUGAGACUGAGGGUGCUGAGCCUGGGGGUGCUGAGACUGCGGGUGCUGAGCCUGGGGGUGCUGAGACUGGGGGUGCUGAGCCUGGGGGUGCUGAGCCUGGUGGCGCUCCCUCUUCACAGCAGCUGCGUGAGUGGUACUCUCAGCGUUGCGGCCUCCGGCGUGGGGCUACUGGAGCUGCGGGUACUGUGUCGCGGCCGGAGCCUCCCUCCCCUCAGCGGCUACGUGAGUGGUACGCUCGGCGUUGCAGCCUACGGAGUGGAGCUCCUAGUUUUGAGGUGCCGCCUGCUGGAGGCCCUGCUGCUACUGGAGGUGCUGCUGGUGCUGCUGGAGGUACUGGAGCUGCUGGAGGUGCUGCUAGUACUGGUCCUGCUGGAGGAGCUGCUGGUGCUGCUGGAGGUGCUGCUGGUGCUGCUGGAGGUCCUGGAGCUGCUGGCGGUGCUGCUGGUGCUGCUGGAGGUACUGGAGCUGCUGGAGCUACUGGUGGUGCUCCUGGUCCUGGGACUGGUGGUGCUACAGGAGCUGGUGCUACUGGAGGUACUGGAGUUGACACUACUGGAGGUGCUACUGCUGCUGCUGGGGGUUCUGGUGCUGUCUCUGCUGGUUCUGGGGGCACGUCACGGCCGCGGCCGUACUUCGUUCCGCUCCUUCAGCAGUUACAGCCUGCCUCGCCACUUCCUGGUCCCUCUCCCUACACUGGUCCGACAGGAGGUCUUACGGAGCGUCGUGAGCCUGAGUCUCGUUCUGCGUCACCUGUUCGUGCUGCUCGCACUGGUCGUCGUGUCCCGCGUCAGCGUCCUCCUGCUGUCCCCGGCACUCACCAGAUGUCGCUUCGUCUUUCCACUGCUCCACAGCGUGUCCCUCUGCCUUCUCCUCCUGCGUCCUCCCUUCCUGCCCUUCCUGACCCGGAGUCUGACUCUCUUCGUGCUGCUAGUCCUACUGUCACGCGUCUCCUGGCCACAGUUGUCACUGACCCUUCCUUUGAGUCAACUGCUGUGUCUGCCUUAGUUGCUGAGCUUGUCGACUUUGCUGCUCACUGUCGUCUAGACUACGCUGCGAGUCUUGUUGCUGAGUCUGAGUCUGUAUGUCCUCCGUCCAUCGGGGGUGAGUGUGCUCUUGGCACGGACGUCCUUGAGGACAGGCAGGAGGAGUUUGAGUGCUUUGCCGCCGCUGUACCUCAUCUCGUGUCCAUGCUGAUUGCACCUAAGGGAGACCCGGAUGCACCAGACAUCCCGACCCCGCGCUCUUACGCUGAGGCGAUCGCGGGUGAGUACUCCUCUCAGUGGCAGACAGCCAUGGAUGCAAAGAUGGCAUCCUGGAAGUCCACUGGCACUUACGUCGACGAGGUUCCCCCUCCUGGGGCGAACAUCGUCAGUGGCAUGUGGAUUUUCAGGGUGAAGCGGCCGCCAGGUUCUCCGCCUGUCUUCAAGGCUCGGUACGCUGCUCAAGACUUCAGUCAGCGAGAGGGAGUAGACUUCUUCCAGACCUUCUCCCCCACCCCGAAGAUGACCACUCUUCGGGUGCUGCUGCACGUUGCCGCUCAGCGUGACUACGAGCUUCACUCUCUUGACUUCAGCACAGCUUUCUUGCAGGGCAGCCUGCACGAGGAGAUCUGGCUGCGCCGCCCUCCUGGCUUCACUGGGUCGUUUCCUCCUGGUACCCAGUGGAGCCUCUGGCGGCCGGUCUACGGUCUCCGCCAGGCGCCACGUGAGUGGCACGACACACUGAGGACUACACUUGCGGCUCUUGGGUUCUCGCCUUCUACUGCCGACCCGUCGCUGUUUCUGCGCACCGACACUUCACUGCCGCCGUUCUACAUCCUCGUGUACGUCGACGACUUGGUCUUUGCCACUGCUGACACUGAGGCUCUCGCCCACGUGAAGUCAGAGUUGCAGAAGAGACACACGUGCACAGACCUGGGUGAGCUGACAAGCUAUCUUGGCUUGCGGAUCACCCGGGACAGAGCACGCCGCACCAUCACACUGACUCAGUCACACAUGGUGCAGCAGGUCCUUCAGCGCUUCGGCUUGACCAGGUCCUCGGCACAGGCCACUCCUCUGGCUACAGGUCACUCGCUCUCAGCUCCACCUUCGGACGAGUCCAUAGAGCCGAGUGGUCCUUACCCAGAGCUAGUUGGUUGCCUCAUGUACCUGAUGACUUGCACUCGUCCUGACCUCGCGUACCCUCUUGGCCUUCUAGCUCGCUACGUGGCUCCUGGUCGGCACCGAAAGGUGCACAUGGAUGCUGCUAAGAGGGUACUGCGUUAUUUGUGCAGUACGUCAGGCAUGGGGCUCGUGCUUGGAGGGAGGCGCUCAGUUGUUCUCACUGGGCACUCAGACGCUUCUUGGGUUGACGACCAGGCUACGCAGCGGUCGUCACAGGGUUACACCUUCAGCCUUGGCUCUGGUUCAGUUUCUUGGCGUUCUACUCGCUCGUCUUCAGUUCUCAGCUCCAGUUGUGAGGCUGAGAUCUACGCCACAGCCAUGGCUGCACAGGAGCUACGCUGGCUGACCUACCUGCUGACCGACUUGGGAGAGCGGCCUAGUUCUCCUCCAGUGCAGUGCGUCGACAACAAGGCUGCCAUUGCCUUGUGUGAGGAGCACAGACUGGAGCACAGAACGAAGCACAUUGCUCUCCGUUACUUCCUGGCUCGAGAGCUGCAGCAGCGCGGUCAGCUUCGUCUGCGUUACGUGGCCACUCAGGCCAACACUGCUUAUAUAUUCACCAAGGCACUUCAGCCUGGCGAUCAUCAGCGCUUCUGCACUAUGCUGGGGCUUGUGCCCACUUUUCCUCACUUGCUGUAG